AUGAUUCACUCUUUUGCUGCAGCAAUGAGCAACGAACUCCAGAACACCUCCUCCUUGAAUGCCGCGGGCACGUUGAAUUUCCCGGACGUGCAGAACUCGUCGCCGGUGCAGACCCAGGACCUCCGUCCGUUAGCCGUCAGCCCCUGGGACAUCGCUCUGUGCGUGACCGGCACCCUUAUCUCCUGCGAGAACGCGAUUGUCAUCGCCAUCCUUUUCUACACGCCCACGCUACGGGCUCCCAUGUUCAUCUUGAUCGGGAGUCUGGCCUUCGCGGACCUGGUGGCGGGUCUGGGGCUCAUCCUGAACUUCAUCUUCGUCUACAUCCUCAACUCGGAGGUGGUGACGCUCUUCUCGGUGGGGCUGCUCAUCGCCGCCUUCUCCGCCUCCGUGCUCAACAUCCUGGCGAUCACGGUGGACCGGUACCUCUCGCUGUACAACGCGCUCACCUACCACACGGAGCGCACCGUCACGUUCACCUACGUCAUGGUGGCGGUCAUCUGGCUGGUGUGCAUCCUGCUGGGGAUGCUGCCGGCGCUCGGCUGGAACUGCUUGCGCAACGAGGCCAGCUGCAGCGUGUGCCGCCCGGUCACCAAGAACAACGCGGUGGUGCUCGCCGUGACGUUCCUGCUCGUCUUCGCGCUCAUGAUGCAGCUCUACCUGCAGAUCUGCAAGAUCGCCUUCCGCCACGCGCAACAGAUCGCCGUGCAGAACCAGUUCAUGGCCAUCUCGACCACCAAAGGCGUGUGCACGCUCUCGGCCAUCCUGUGCACGUUCGCCAUGUGUUGGCUGCCCUUCGCCAUGUACUCCAUCGUGGCAGACUCGAGCUACCCAAUCAUAUACACUUACGCCACCGUCUUGCCCGCCACGUGCAAUUCGGUGAUCAACCCCAUCAUUUACGCCUUUAGGAAUCCCGACAUCCAGAAAUCGCUGUGGCUCGCGUGCUGCGGCUGUUUCCCCACCAACCUCUCGCUGCGACCAAGGACAUCAAGUGACGUAUAGACUGGAGGGGG
Messenger RNA from Sardina pilchardus (European sardine), 1010 nucleotides. RefSeq names its product G protein-coupled receptor 185 b (gene gpr185b). NCBI's taxonomy places the organism in Eukaryota, Metazoa, Chordata, Actinopteri, Clupeiformes, Clupeidae. The coding region runs from base 1 to 999 and encodes 332 amino acids. Gene Ontology annotation, biological process: adenylate cyclase-activating G protein-coupled receptor signaling pathway; regulation of metabolic process. The transcript has a single exon. The record is from RefSeq and is a predicted model, not a curated record. Gene Ontology annotation, molecular function: G protein-coupled receptor activity. Gene Ontology annotation, cellular component: plasma membrane; cytoplasm.